CUCGGCCGACCGCGCUGCAGACGCCGUGUCCAGAAACGGGAAGAAUGGAUGCGGUGACUACUUGAUUGAGGAGGAGGAAGGCAUUAAUGACCACAGCGUCGUUGCCAAGUGCGCCGAGAUCCAGAACGCCAUUUCUGAGGGUGGUUGUUUCUCUGCUUGCUCGCGUCUUUAUUUUGAGCUCUGUUUUUUGCUGCUGCUGGUUCGAAUAGUUGAACUUUAAAUUUUUUUUAGCUUGUUUUGGCUAAUGAUUUUCUGAUAUAAACCGAAACUUUGUUAGCUAGAUGAAUGCGUAUGAGAAUGAUUUUUCAGAUGUUUGCUUAUCAGUGAGUUGUUAUUGAAGUUCGCCGUUUUAUGGUUUAGGCUAUUAGAUUAUUAUCAGUAAGAACACUGUUUAUGGCCAAAUUAAUAACAAAAUUAAAAUUUCUCCGUUGAAUUAAGUUCCGUGGUUGGCUUGAAACUUGAAAGUUGGAUCGUUAAUUUAUGAUCACCGACAGAGGCUCUAUGGUUUAAUGGAGGCUUGAGGUUUAACCUUUUACUUUUACUAUUAUGAUUAUUUUUUUACUUUUCUGGGUACCUUUUCUCAAUAUGAUUUAUUGUCUUAGCGGCGGAUUUCAAUCAUAGGGUCCCAUGCUCUCGCCGAUUUAUGGUUUCUGCGCUGUGGUUGAAUCUGUCUCUAAUAUAUACUAUAUGCGGUGGCAUUGAUAAUAGAAAUGGAUCUGAUUUUCUGACGUGAUUGCCUCUGCGGUGAAUUCUAUAUUCCCAUCUGGCACCAAGAUCUUGGGAAGGUGCUACAUCUUUCUUGUUUACGGAGUACCAAUACGUGGGAAUUUUCAUGGUUGCUUUUGCAAUCCUUAUCUUCCUUUUCCUGGGUUCAGUUGAGGGUUUCAGCACAAGUUUCCGGCCUUGUACUUAUGACCAGGAGAAGCUUUGCAAGCCUGCUCUUGCAACUGCUAUCUUCAGUACAGUUUCCUUCUUGCUUGGUGCCAUCACCUCUGUCGUUUCUGGUUUCCUUGGGAUGAAAAUUGCAACCUAUGCAAAUGCAAGGACAACAUUGGAAGCUAGGAAAGGUGUUGGGAAAGCUUUCAUUGUUGCAUUCAGAUCUGGUGCAGUUAUGGGUUUUCUGCUUGCUGCUAAUGGCCUAUUGGUUUUAUACAUUACCCUCAAUCUAUUCAAGAUCUACUAUGGUGAUGAUUGGGAAGGACUUUUUGAGGCAAUAACUGGAUAUGGUCUUGGUGGAUCCUCCAUGGCCUUGUUCGGAAGAGUUGGUGGUGGUAUUUACACCAAGGCUGCUGAUGUUGGUGCUGAUCUUGUUGGAAAGGUUGAAAGGAAUAUUCCAGAAGAUGAUCCUAGGAACCCUGCUGUGAUUGCUGAUAAUGUGGGUGACAAUGUUGGAGAUAUUGCUGGAAUGGGGUCUGAUCUUUUUGGUUCAUAUGCUGAAGCAUCUUGUGCUGCUCUUGUUGUGGCUUCAAUAUCAUCUUUUGGAAUUGCACACGACUUCACUGGAAUGUGCUAUCCGUUGCUUAUUAGUUCCAUGGGCAUCCUGGUCUGCUUAAUCACUACUCUCUUUGCUACUGACUUUUUUGAGAUAAAGGCUGUCAAGGAGAUUGAACCAGCAUUAAAGAAUCAACUUAUCAUAUCUACUAUUCUUAUGACCGUGGGAAUUGGAAUUGUCACCUGGGUUUGCUUGCCAUCAUCUUUCACAAUCUUCAAUUUUGGUGUUCAGAAAGAUGUGAAAAACUGGCAGCUAUUCCUUUGCGUUUGUGUUGGACUUUGGGCUGGACUUAUCAUUGGAUUUGUGACUGAAUAUUACACCAGCAAUGCCUACAGCCCUGUCCAAGAUGUUGCUGAUUCUUGCAGAACCGGUGCUGCAACCAAUGUUAUAUUUGGUCUUGCCUUGGGAUAUAAAUCAGUCAUUAUUCCCAUUUUUGCCAUUGCAGUUAGCAUCUUUGUUAGUUUCACAUUUGCUGCUAUGUAUGGUAUUGCUGUAGCAGCUCUGGGAAUGCUAAGCACGAUUGCUACUGGGUUAGCCAUUGAUGCUUAUGGCCCCAUCAGUGACAAUGCGGGAGGUAUCGCUGAGAUGGCUGGCAUGAGCCACAGGAUUCGCGAGAGGACUGAUGCCCUUGAUGCUGCUGGGAACACCACUGCUGCUAUUGGAAAGGGUUUUGCCAUCGGGUCUGCUGCACUCGUGUCAUUGGCACUUUUUGGUGCCUUUGUGAGCCGUGCAGGAAUUUCUUCUGUUGAUGUGCUGACCCCUAAAGUCUUCAUUGGAUUACUUGUUGGAGCUAUGCUCCCGUACUGGUUCUCUGCCAUGACCAUGAAGAGUGUGGGAAGCGCAGCUCUGAAGAUGGUUGAGGAAGUCCGCAGGCAGUUCAACACCAUCCCUGGUCUCAUGGAGGGUAUUGCCAAGCCUGACUAUGCUACAUGUGUUAAAAUAUCAACUGAUGCUUCGAUUAAGGAAAUGAUCCCCCCUGGUGCGCUAGUCAUGCUCACACCCCUGAUUGUUGGCACCUUUUUUGGUGUCGAGACCCUGUCUGGUGUUCUUGCUGGCUCACUCGUUUCCGGCGUCCAGAUCGCGAUCUCUGCAUCCAACACCGGUGGUGCAUGGGACAACGCAAAGAAGUACAUCGAGGCUGGUGCUUCGGAGCAUGCAAAAAGUCUGGGACCUAAGGGUUCCGACCCACACAAGGCGGCCGUGAUUGGUGACACAAUCGGAGACCCUCUGAAGGACACUUCAGGUCCGUCGCUGAACAUCCUGAUCAAGCUGAUGGCAGUGGAGUCACUCGUGUUUGCUCCCUUCUUCGCGAUUCACGGCGGUCUGCUGUUUAAACUCUUCUGAAGAACCAAAUGGCAAAUUGUACGAGAUAGGUGGUUUUAUUCUGAUGAUGAUGAUAAAUGAAUGCGAUGGAGGAGGUUAUAAUCUAAAUCAACGACAUCCAUUUGAUGGCAUAUUGAUAUAGCUUUCUAGUUUUUUUGGUUGAUUGUAAUGGGAUUAAUUUUGGCGGGCAACAUGGAUCCCAUUGAGGUUCAUGCUUUUUCUUUUUCCUUUUCCAGAUAUGAAUCUUCUUGAAAUUUUUUAGUGUGAAGCAUUGGUUCUAUUGUAGCA
This is a messenger RNA of Salvia splendens (bonfire salvia), 3103 nucleotides long. RefSeq names its product pyrophosphate-energized vacuolar membrane proton pump 1. The transcript has 9 exons. NCBI's taxonomy places the organism in Eukaryota, Viridiplantae, Streptophyta, Magnoliopsida, Lamiales, Lamiaceae. The record is from RefSeq and is a predicted model, not a curated record. Gene Ontology annotation, molecular function: inorganic diphosphate phosphatase activity; diphosphate hydrolysis-driven proton transmembrane transporter activity. Gene Ontology annotation, cellular component: membrane. Gene Ontology annotation, biological process: proton transmembrane transport. Bases 833 to 2836 code for a protein of 667 amino acids.